Folsomia candida is the source of this 1990-nucleotide messenger RNA. RefSeq names its product sodium-dependent high-affinity dicarboxylate transporter 3. Gene Ontology annotation, molecular function: succinate transmembrane transporter activity; citrate transmembrane transporter activity. The record is from RefSeq and is a predicted model, not a curated record. Bases 76 to 1917 code for a protein of 613 amino acids. Gene Ontology annotation, cellular component: membrane. Gene Ontology annotation, biological process: citrate transport; monoatomic anion transmembrane transport. NCBI's taxonomy places the organism in Eukaryota, Metazoa, Arthropoda, Collembola, Entomobryomorpha, Isotomidae. The transcript is spliced from 15 exons.
UGAAUAUUGGGAUCCAUCCAUAAGUUAAUAAAUCCCGUCUGGAGACAAAGCUACUCUAAUUAUUUCGAGAGAACCAUGUGCGACCAAGUAGUUGUUCCCGUUUAUCGAAGAAUUCUAGGAUAUUGGAAACCACUAAUAGGAAUUUUGACUCCCAUCGUAUUACUUCCCAUACCACUCAUAUACCAGUCAAAGACAGGAUCAUGUGCAUAUUGCGUCCUAAUAAUGGCAAUAUAUUGGAUGACGGAAGCCAUUCCAAUUCCUGUUACAGCACUUCUCCCUGUCGUCUUAUAUCCAUUGUUUGGAAUUAGUGACACCGAUGACAUUAGCAGAGAAUAUCUCAAGGACUCGAUCAUGGUUUUCGUCGGGGGCCUCUUGGUAGCCUUGGCGUUCGAGUAUUGUCAACUUCAUAAGAGGAUUGCUCUUCGCGUCAUGUUGUUCACUGGAGCUAGUCUCAGGAUGUUAAUGCUGGGCACAAUGGUGACCACAGCAUUUCUAUCCAUGUGGAUGUUCAACACAGCCACGACUGCAAUGAUGGUGCCCAUCAUUUUGUCGAUUAACGAUGAACUGCAAAAGAGUUUGGAAGAGGUACACACGGCACCUUCAAUUGAUUCCGAGGAACCAUCCACGAUUGGAUGUGAAACUGCAACACCACUCCCAAGCACUCCGAACUUAACAAAUCGAGUAGUUGAAAAGAGAAAUAAUUCGAUCGGAGAUACAAAACUAAUUUCCGAUCAAAGGUGCGCAACCCCAAAUCAACAACCCACCAGCACAAUAGCUGAUGACAAGAAAAAUGAAGUUGAAAAAUGUAUUCGAAGUAUGAGAACCAUGUUUCUGCUGUCCACGUGCUACAGCAGUAAUUUGGGCGGAACUGGAGUGGUGACCGGCAGUGGAACGAAUCUUGUAGCUCUGGAAUUUCUCGGCGACUUGGAUCCGAAACAUCACGGUGAUUACGCAUCUUUAACCUUUGCAACAUGGGCGGCGUUCAAUUUUCUUCCCAUGGUGCUGAACAUUGUGGUCGCGUGGGUCUACCUCCAAUUUGUCUACCUCGGAUUCCCCACCCAUCUCAAGUUUUGGUGGAGUCAGGAGGAACGCGAUAGCGCAGCGGCUGGAAGAAUAUUCAAUCCACAAUUGGAAUCCAAAAUCAAGCUCAUGUUGGCCAAAAAGUAUGCAGAUUUGGGAUCCGUGACGUUGCACGAGGUGGCCGUCGCCAUCUGUUUUAUCGUCGCCAUCACGAGCUGGAUUCUGCACGAUCCUCGAUUCAUCCCCGGAUGGAGCGAACUCUUUCACGGAGGCCCAAAAGUUUCUAUCUCGACGGCCACCUUGUUCAUUGGAGUGCUUUUCUUUAUUGUGCCUCGGAAUGCGGAAUUCUACCGGGCUUGUGCUACUGGAGAUUUCAAAAAUGCCGAAAUGAAGCCCUUAUUGGAGUGGGAGUUUGUGCAGCGGCGUUUCCCAUGGGGUGUCAUCCUCUUGUUGGGAGGAGGCUAUGCAUUAUCGAAGGGGGCAAAGGCUGCUGGAUUAAACGAGUUGAUUGGCCAAUCCCUCAAGUCACUGUCACACUUGUCACCGUCCUUAAUUCAGCUGAGUUGUAUGACAAUUAUCGGCUUCGUCACGGAAGUGACGUCCAACACGGCCACUGCGUCCAUUGUGGUCCCGAUUCUUCUGGAGCUAAGCAAAGGGUUGAACAUUCAUCCUUUAUACUUGACCCUUCCAGCAACGGUGACAUGCUCAUAUGCCUUCAUGCUUCCGGUCGCUACUCCUCCAAACGCGAUUGUCUACAGUGCAGGCAACAUGAAGGUGACUGACAUGAUCAAGACGGGAUUAUUCAUGAACAUAGCCUGCAUAGUUGUGCUCUAUGUUUGCACAAAUUUAUACGGAAAUCUGUUUUUCCAUUUCUCCGACUACAACUAUAUUCCCUGAAUUUACAAGUUCAUUAUUAUAAAGAUUAAAUUUAUAUGUUACGACAAAUCAAUUACACAUACAUCAUACAUAA